CGGAACCUUGGACGUCGCUGGGGUCCGCUCACCAGACAUCCAGGACCUGCUGGGCAGGCCGACCUGCGGCAUGGAUCCGCAGGUAAAUCUCAGCGUGACCUUCCAGGGUAACACCCAGAAUUUCCUUGUAUCCAAUUCAUCUAAUACCACAUGGGCUGAUGUGGAAGCCAUGGUCAAAGUCUCAUUUGAACUGAAUGAUAUCCAGAUCAAAUACCUAGAUGAGGAUCGUGACGAGGUGUCAGUCAAUACUGCAGAGGAAUAUGAAGAGGCUCUGAAGAUUGCAAUGAAACAAGGCAAUCAGCUCCAGAUGAAGGUCUAUAAAUUAAGGUUUCCUUCAGGAAUGUCUUCACAACUGGUCUUUGGGAAAUCUGAGGAACCGUUUGUUGCAGAAGCUAAAAAGAAGCCCACGAUUGCUCAAACUCUGAUGAAAGACAAAGAUACUGAAAGAGAGAAUAAAAGGCUAAAGAGUGAGCACCUUCUAAGUGAGGUCCCUCCUGAGUGGUUCACAAGCUACUUGGAAAAGUUCCGGGAGCAAGUUGUUCAAGAAACAGUUACAAUGCUUGAACAGAAGCUGAAUGACAAGCUGCUCCUUUCCAACCAGCUUCCAAGCUCCAUGAGCAACUCGAAACACCAGGCUCCUGCAAGUUCCUUGGUGCAAGGCAAUUCCUUUGACUGGCUGCUCUCUUGCAAUAAUUGUCAUACCCCCAUAGUGGGGAUUCGCUACCAGUGCAGUGUUUGCGCAUCCUAUAGCAUCUGUGAAAUGUGUGAGUCAGGAUUAUAUGUCCAUGACCCUAAUCAUGUCUUUCUAAAAUUGCGGAGGCCCACCUUGUGCAUUUCAGAGACAUAUAACCCUGGACAGGUCUCACCUCAUCUUGCCACUCUAGAGCAAGUCAGGCUCCAGAAACAGAUGGACAAGCAUUUCCUGAAAGCAGAAAAGCAGCGUUUACGCGCAGAGAAGAAGCAGCGUAAAGCUGAAGUGCGGGAACUCAAGAAGCAGCUGAAAUUACAUCAAAAGAUUAAUCUGUGGAACUCAGUUCAUGCUCUUGACAACACUGGCUUGACUGCUGCCAAAUCUGAGAGCCUACAAUCCAGUACACUUCUUUCGCUCCAGCGAUGCCCAGUUAUCGUCCCCACACUGAGUGCUGCCUUUGUAGAUGAGAAUUUACCAGAUGGAACUCGCCUCCCACCAAAGACUACCUUCAUGAAGCACUGGCGUAUGAGGAACACAGGCAACAUGGCAUGGAGCUCAGAUACCAAGCUGAAAUUCAUGUGGGGCAACUUAACUCUGGUGUCUUCUGAAAAGAAGGAUGUGAUUGUGCCUUCCCUACUUCCUGGGGAAGUGGGGGUAGUUUCAGUGGAGUUUGAAGCCCCACCAGUGGAAGGAACCUAUACAUCUCACUGGAGGUUAUCACACAGAGGGGAACAAUUUGGGCCCCGGAUCUGGUGCAGUAUUGUGGUUGACCCCUCUUCCUCCAACACAGUUUGUCCUGACAGUGGCAGAUUGCUAUCUAGUUUCUGCCAGAAUAGUAGAUCUCUCUGCGUCGAAGAGGAAAGAGCUUCAGAGUUCAAGGGGGAAGUAAGUUUGGCCAACCAGGUUACUCCAUCAAAGGUGAAAAGCAUCCUCAGUGCUAGAGAGUUCUACAUCCCAUCCCUUGAUCUUCUCACAGCCCAGGAUUUGCUCUCCUUUGAAUUGCUGGACAUUAACAUAGUGCAAGAACUGGAGCAAGUCCCACACAAUACUCCUGUUGAUUCUGCACAAGGGCCAACUCCCUACAGAAGCCAUGAUAGCACUCCCCUGCCGAAAACAGCUGACUUGGAUCAGAAACAGGAAGAGAAUGAGAGAAGUGCAUAUAAAUUACUGCCUGAUGCUCAAGUCAGCAAAGGGAAGACUGAAAAUUCAGGAAACCAAGAAGAAGGAGAGGAAGACAUGAGUGGAACCCAGUUUGUGUGUGAAACAGUCAUUCGUUCCCUCACUCUAGAUGCUGCACCUGACCAUCAGCCCCCACAGAAAAAGAAGUCUUUGCAUAACCCUCUGCAAACACUACCGGAUAUUGUGCACUAUAGCCCAGAGAACAAAGAUUCCAUUAGCCCUGUUUCUACACCAGAGGAAUCAGAAUCCAGGAUACAAGUGCUAGAGAUUACCAAAAAUCCUGAGUUUGAAGAACUCCUGGUGCAAGAUGGUGAAGAAUCAAAGGAAGGGGAAGCUGACAAUGAUACUAAGGAUGAAGUCAGCAGUCAGGCAUCUUCUAUUUCUGAAGAUUAUAUCAUCAUCCUCCCAGAGUGCUUUGACACUAGCCGUCCUCUGGGUGAAUCAAUGUACAGUUCAGCACUCUCUCAGUCAAAUUUGGAGAAUGUGACCAAGGCUCCAGGAGGUCCUGAAGAAGGCCACACACUAGUGCAUGGCAUCAGUGAUAUGUUGACUACCUCUCAGACCCUUGAUGAAGUCCCGCUGAUCCCUCAGAUUGUGGAACCGCAGCCAGCAAGAUUUCAGGCCCUUUCCCAAAAUGAGAGUUCCCAAGAAGCAACUUUUCCCACUAGAGGGGAAGCCCUGUUGGUUCCUGCCCAAAUGAGAGAAGAGUUCCAAAGAGAUGAUCCUGGGCUUUCAUCUCCAGGGACUACAAAUAACACGCCAAUGUAUCCUGAAUCCUCUAGACAGAGCCAGGGAAAUAGCCUUGCUGGUGGCCUGGUGAAAGGGGCCUUAUCAGUGGCUGCUUCAGCCUACAAGGCAUUGUUUUCUGGGCAAGCCUCCAUGGAUCAGGCUCUUUCUGUAACCAGUGAAGAUCAUAUGGUUUCCUUUCUGGCCAACCUACAUGAAAUGGGCUUCUGUGACAGACACCUUAAUCUCCAGCUGUUGCGGAAACACAACUGUGAUAUGGCCCAUGUUGUCACUGAGUUACUGCAACUGAAUCAUGGUGAUUGUUAUGGGAACCAAUACUGAACCGUUUUCACUUGCUCAUUAAAAAACUGAGCAGCAACUGGCACCAGCAGCUUCCAGCUCCCUUCUGUCCUAAGUAGAGCAGAGGUGGCUUGGUUUCUAUUUUUCAGCACAUUAUAGUUCCUUCCAUCUCCAUGAUCCUACAACUCAGGCAUCAGAAUAUCUAUCUUUUAAUUUUAAAAUGCUUUUUUUCAAACUGGUAAAAGCCAGGUUAUAUAUAGGAGAAAAGAAGUGACUGUGCCCCAGAAAUUUGGAGGUGGCCUUAGCAGUUUGGUGCCCACUGUUCACACACUACAAACAAAUGAAGAGCCAGCAGUCUGGGGAAUGAUCAUGCCCAUCUAGUCUUCUCAUACAGGUGAAGUAUCUGGAUGAAGAUCCACCUCCAAAUUCUGUCUUCCCAUAAAGAAGUCGUCUGUUUGUCUUUAGUUCUCUGGUUCAGCACUAAUUUAAUCCCACAUUUAUGUUGUGUGUCUUGCAAGACACUGGCAUUAUCUGAAAACUACGUAUUGUAGUUAAUUCCUUCUUGCUAGGAAUAUUCCAUCAAAACCCCCAAUUCCACUAUUUUCUGCUUAGUUCUUUGGUGAAAAUAUCAUGAAAGGAUCAGUUAGUAGCAGAACUGAAUUGGUUGUUUGAAUAAAAAUACCAGAAUAAUAGAUGUUUAUACUAAAUAACUCUUUAGAGAGAGAUUAUUAAUAAUUACUGCUCAAAGUAUUAAGGGUAGAUGGUCAUGACACAUUUGAGUGUUUUAAAAAUUAUUUUUGUAGACUAAUUUUUUUUUAUCAGCCAGCAGUGUUUCACAGGAGUAAGUACUGCUCUCACAAGCAGUAUUCCUGAUCCUCUCUACCCAGAUGUUGGACCAAUCUGAAGUCAUAAAAAAGCAAUAGUUUAACAACUCUUCAGUUUAACUACAUUACUAAUACUUGAUAGAAAUUUUUGCUUAGUAUAUAAAAUAAAAAAUGACAAAAAUAUGGAUGAGUGAUGCUUUAAGGAAGAUCAUUUUCUCUGUCCCCAUUAAUCAAGACAUAGGAUUCAAGAAUCUGUGGGGAAUUUCUAUCCAAAUCCUCCUGAAGUGAAUAGUGAAAGGAUUUGCAUCCAUUCCUAUAGGGUUUUACCUUUUGACUUGACUCUCAGGUGUUCCUCUGAUUUUUCAUAUAGGAUGAAAGAAAUGGAUGCUGUCUGUUCAUAAAGCAUGCUAACCGUAAUGGGGUGUACACAAGUGUAGCUUUUAUGUGAUUUUGGUAGGAAAUAGUUAAUGAUUGCAGGGGACUGAAAUGGGAAGAGUGAGAAAAGUCUCCUAACAAACAGGCAGAUUUGAAGAGCUGAGGACAAACGUGCUUGUGCUGUUUACUGCUUAUUUUAUAAAAUAUGUAUGGAAACUGAGUAUCUCUGAAUGGAAGCGUUUAGAUCUGCAACUUCCCUUUGGGCUAAUGGGGAAAAUCUUUAGAUUCCUGGGUAGAUCUUCAUGUUUUCUCUUGAAUUACUUUUUUUGGUACCAAUUCAAUCAGCUAACUUAUUGUUAGCCCUGAUGAAGAAAGCUUUCUUCUUAGGUUUCAUAAAAGCUGAAAUUUUCUUCUAUUGACUUUGUAUGUUUUAUGAGAAGUUGCAUGAAUGAUAAUUUAAACAAUACUGAUAUUAAGAUAUUGUAUAUUGCUUAGAUAAAGCACCAUUGAAACGUCUUGGGGUUGAAAAAUAUUAAAAAUGUACAAUAUUA
This is a messenger RNA of Candoia aspera, 4646 nucleotides long. It is a transcript of the gene NBR1, whose product is annotated as NBR1 autophagy cargo receptor. Gene Ontology annotation, cellular component: phagophore assembly site. The transcript has 22 exons. Gene Ontology annotation, molecular function: ubiquitin binding; zinc ion binding. The record is from RefSeq and is a predicted model, not a curated record. Gene Ontology annotation, biological process: macroautophagy. Bases 71 to 2938 code for a protein of 955 amino acids. Lineage: Eukaryota; Metazoa; Chordata; Lepidosauria; Squamata; Candoiidae.